This is a messenger RNA of Closterium sp. Naga37s-1, 2958 nucleotides long. Lineage: Eukaryota; Viridiplantae; Streptophyta; Zygnematophyceae; Desmidiales; Closteriaceae. The record is from the annotation of a GenBank genome assembly.
AUGGAAUCCUGGGACCCCAAGAAAGUCCAACACCUCAUUGCCCGCUCUCCUCCCCACCGACCCUUCCCCUCCUACCUCUCGUCCUCCUUCCCCUCCUCCCUCUCCUCCUCUCUCUCCUCCCACCUCGCCCUCCUCCUCUCCUCGCUGUCUCGCUACGCGAGCGCGCUUGACGCGUGGUGGGGCACAGUGGCGGAGGAAACGUUUAAUCUCUCCGAGGAGUUUAAGUACGUCGGCUGGCCGGGCAACUAUGGCAAGGCGGCAGGGGGAGCUGCGGCGGGGAGCGCAGUGGGCGCAACGGGGGCGUCUGCGGGGGAUGGGGGAGCGGGGGGAGGCGCGGUGGGGGUGGGAGGGGGAGCGGGAGCGGGAGUGGAAGGGUGGGGAGCCGGGGUGGGGGGGGUGAAUGUGUGGCGGCGGGUGAAGAAGUACCGACACUUUGUGGCUUUCAUGGCUGUGGUGGCAGCGGUCAACGGGCUCUUCUCUCUGCUUCUCAUAGACUCCCUCCUCUCCGGUGCCUGCAUCCCCCUCUUCCACGACUGCCAUGCGCACCCUCUCGGCCAUGCUGCUGCUGCUCUUGUAACCUAUGACCUGUCCAAUAUUAACCACACUCGCCACGCAGCAUCUCUCCGCUCCCUCCUCCAACCACACUCCACCGAUUUUCACCACUCUGCACACAGCAGCAGCCUCAGACAAAAUAUCUUGCAGCAGCAGCAAGACGGGCGUCAGUCUGAGGAGGGGUAUCAGGAGAGGCAGGGAGGAGAAGAAGAAGAGGGACAGGAGGAUGGACCCGACACGCCCAUGCAGCAUGAUCAGAACAAGGAUGGGAACAAUGGGAAUGGUGGGAGUGAUGGGAGCGAUGAUGAGAACAGUGGGAGUAAAGAUGGAAGACCUGGGGAUGACACCCAUUCAUCUGCAGCUCUCACGGCCUCAGCGGCCUCUGCAGCGUUCUUCCUCUCCAGACUCGCCCGAUCGCCCGGCGUUCAUGUCACCCCGUACCCUGACGUCCCACGGGCGUACAUACUGCAAACACCACCCACGCCCACACCCUCACCCUCAUCCGCCUCUUCUUCUUCGUCUUCCUCCGUUCACCUUCAAGCAGCCGCCGCCACUGACCCUUCACUCGAUUCCUCUUCCAUCACCAUCACCAGCGGCAGCAGCACCGCCACCACCGUUCCCCAUGCCUCUUCACGCUGCUCCCUUCUCCUGCGGGACGUGUGCUACGUGCACAUGCAGGGCGCCAGUCGCCUGCACCGCAGCAGCGCGGGCGUGUGGUUCGACCGCGAGGCGCUAGAGAGCGCUCUAGCAGGGGACCUGGGCGGGCAGGCCAUACACGCUGCCUCUGACCUGUCUAAGAUCAACCUGGGGCUCGUGCAGCAGUGUGCUGCUGGGGAAGGUCGCGGUGCAGGUGGGGGGGACUCGAGUACGAGUGGUACUGGUGGGAGUGAGACAGGUGGUGAUGGGAGCAGCAACAGCAACAGUGAAGUUGCCGACGUGGAUUCUAUCGCUGAAGCGCUCUAUGAGAAGAUGGGGGGGUUUCUGAGUGCGGAUGAAAUGGCGUUCUAUGCCGCCUCUAGUGCCUCCCAGGGGAAGCAAGUCUUCCGCUCUUCUGCGCUCUCUCCGCCGCCUGCUCUCCCCUUGGCCGUCGUCCUGCCUUCGGCCGGGCGGCAGAGUGAAUUCGCUGACCUGGCAGAUGUGCUGCAUGACGUGGCACUCCACCUGCCGACCAUUUCUAAGCCCAGCUCCCGCCACCAACGUCCUAACCAGAUGGCUGGUUCAAUUAAAAUAAAGGGCUUGCAAGAUAGUGGUUCGAGCUCAGCUGAUUCUGCAUCCACUUCUGCUGGUACUGCUGCUGCUGCUGCUGCUGCUGCUACUGCUGCUGGUACCACCGCUAAUGCUCCUGAAGAUACUGAAUCCUCAACGGGACCCAAUCUAUUCCUCCCCUCCGCUGCCCGCCCUCCUAACCUCUGGGUGGGCGGUGCAACUCGGCUGCUUCUCGGGCCUCAAGCCCUCGCCCUGCCGGGCAGGCGCGUCGGGCAGGUGAAAUGUUUCCAGAAUGCCGUUUUCAUCCCAGGCAGGGAGCAAAAAACGAGGAACGGCUGGGCUGUGGAGGCAAUAAGGGAGAGAGCAUGGGAGAUGGUGGAAGAUGUAGAGACCUUGGUGUCUAAAAGGCUAUGGGGGGGUAGGAAGCUUGGGGCGGCAAGGACUCUGCAGGCCCAGGCACAGAUAGAACUGAACAGGGACCUGAAGAGAUUAAAGACGUUCUUUAAGGAGAUGAGGAAGUGGACAGGAAGGUUCCACCAUGUGACUGUGCUGGCGAGUGACGGGCAAGGGGGGGGGAUAAAGGAAGGGGAGGGGAAGACAAGGGGGGAUGGGGAGGGAGAAAGGGAUGCAGACGGGGAUGGGAACGGGGAGGGGGAUGAAGGGGAGAGGGAUGCAGGUAUGGCAAAUGCGGAGGGGGUGGCGGAGCUGGUGCGAGCCAUGAUGCCGAAGCUGACUGUCGAUGUUGUCACUCUCUCCAAUUGCUCCUUCAUCGAGCAAGUUGCCGUCAUGAAGCGCACGGCUCUCCUAAUCGCCAUGCACGGCCCAUCCCUCUCCAACACCCUCUUCCUCCCCCCCAACGCCACGCUCCUCGAGCUCUUCCCCCCGCACCUCCACUCCCCCCAACACUCCUCCCUUGCCGCCGCAUCCCAUGUCCACUAUUACAGCUGGCAGAACACACACCCUCUCAACACCACAUACACCUCUGACUGCAUGGCACGAGGGCAGUACGCGCUGCUGCCAGCAGCCCUGUGUGCGGGGAAACCGGAGUGCCUGGCGUGUGUGAGAGACCGGUCGGUGACGGGGGUGCACCUGGGGGAGCUGAGGGGUGUGCUGAGGAAGAUUCAGCAGCCGCUGCGGGCUUUCUUCCUGGCUGACAGCGUCAAGCACAGGCACAGGCGGAGAGGCAUCUUGUAUGGGUAG